AUGCGGGGCACUUUGGGCGCAUUCAUUCAGUCCUGUCUGUUGCUGCUGGUCCGAGCAGACCAGUGGAGGCUGAAGGACUCCGCCAACUGCGAGUUAAACAGGAAACAAACAGACCUAAACUCCUUCCUGUGGACAAUCAAACGGGAUCCUCCCUCAUAUUUCUAUGGUACAAUCCACGUUCCCUACACACGUGUUUGGGACUUCAUCCCUGAAAACUCCAAGCAGGCCUUUCAGGAAAGCAACAUCGUCUACUUUGAGCUGGACCUGACAGACCCUUACACCAUCUCAGCCCUGACCAGCUGUCAGCUCCUUCCUCAGGGUGAAAACUUGCAGGACGUCCUACCCAGAGACAUCUAUCGGAGGCUUAAAAGACACCUCGAAUAUGUAAAACUCAUGAUGCCUUCGUGGAUGACGCCGGAUCAGAGAGGGAAGGGACUCUAUGCAGACUACCUCUUCAACGCCAUCGCUGGGAACUGGGAGAGGAAGCGGCCAGUUUGGGUGAUGCUGAUGGUGAACUCAUUAACUGAGGCAGAUAUUAAGACACGAGGGGUGCCAGUGCUGGACCUGUACCUGGCCCAGGAGGCGGAGAGGAUGAGGAAAAGGACCGGGGCUGUCGAGAAGGUGGAGGAACAGUGCCAUCCACUCAACGGCCUCAACUUCUCCCAGGUAAUCUUUGCCCUGAACCAGACGUUAUUACAGCAGGAGUCGCUGAGGGCAGGAAGCCUACAGGUUCCAUACACAACUGAAGACCUCAUCAGGCACUACAACUGUGGAGAUCUCAACUCCAUCAUUUUUAAUCAUGACACAUCACAGGUUCCUAACUUCAAUAAUGUGACACUGCCACCCAGUGAGCAGGUGACCGCCCAGGAAAUAGACAGCUACUUCCGACAGGAACUCAUCUACAAAAGAAAUGAGAGGAUGGGCAAGAGGGUCAAGGCCCUGCUGGAAGAACACCCUGAUAAGAGCUUCUUCUUUGCCUUUGGAGCAGGUCACUUUCUUGGCAACAAUACAGUCAUUGAUGUGCUUCGUCGCCAGGGAUACGAGGUGGAGCACACCCCUGCUGGGCAGGCCAUAAACAGGAAAUCAUCAUCUGGCGCAGAGUCUGAGGGCCGCUAUGAUGAGUCCCCUCUCCUGGAGCCUUUCCUUCAUGAGCUCCCCCACAAAGAGGAGGAUCAGGGGCGUCCCCUGGAGGACGAUCUGUUACCCCACAUGCUUCUGCCACCAGAUAGCCUGGAGCUGCUGGAAAAAGCGGAGAGGAAAAUGCUGAAGAAAAAGAGGAGGAACAAGCAGAAGAAACAACACCGGCAUUUUAACGACCUCUGGGUUCGCAUCGAGGAGAGCACUAUGGUCCAGUCCCCGCCUCCGCCCUUGGUUCGCAUCAUCAAUGGUUAUAUCACAGUGCAGCCGCCUGACAGAGUCCACAGCCACUACCACUACCACCACAUACCUUCAGCAUCACCCACCUCCUCGUCCACAUCAUCUUUACUUGUCUUCCUCUGCACACUGCUCACAGUGGUGCCACAGACGUGGAGUCUGUUCCUUUAG
Xiphias gladius (swordfish) is the source of this 1545-nucleotide messenger RNA. RefSeq names its product TraB domain containing 2A (gene trabd2a). Gene Ontology annotation, biological process: negative regulation of Wnt signaling pathway. The record is from RefSeq and is a predicted model, not a curated record. The transcript has 7 exons. Bases 1 to 1545 code for a protein of 514 amino acids. Gene Ontology annotation, molecular function: metalloendopeptidase activity. Lineage: Eukaryota; Metazoa; Chordata; Actinopteri; Istiophoriformes; Xiphiidae. Gene Ontology annotation, cellular component: membrane.